CAGGAGGUGCUGUCGGUGUGCCUGAGGCAGGGGGUCCGCCCUGCGCCCCACCCAGCCCGAACGCCAGCCCGGACACCGGUGGGAACCGUGUGCCUCCUGGAUCAAGGGGACCUCUGAGUGACCGCAGGGCCGGGGUCCCCUGUCACCCCACGGCCAGGGCAGGGAGCGCUGGACACCGGGUCCCACCGGCCCUGCCAGUUCCUCUUCCGGGCUCGCGGGCUCCCAUGGCCCUCGGGCCCAGCGCAGUGACCCCGGGGGAUGGAGCCGUUCCUCAGGAGGCGGCUGGCCUUCCUGUCCUUCUUCUGGGACAAGAUCUGGCCGGCGGGCAGCGAGCCGGACCAUGGCACCCCCCAGUCACUGGACCCCAACACUGACCCAGUGCCCACGCUCCCCGCCGAGCCUUGCAGCCCCUUCCCUCAGCUCUUCCUUGCGCUCUAUGACUUCACGGCGCGGUGUGGCGGGGAGCUGAGUGUCCGCCGCGGGGACAGGCUCUGUGCCCUCGAAGAGGGGGGCGGCUACAUCUUCGCACGCAGGCUUUCGGGCCAGCCCAGCGCCGGGCUCGUGCCCAUCACCCACGUGGCCAAGGCUUCUCCUGAGACGCUCUCAGACCAACCCUGGUACUUUAGCGGGGUCAGCCGGACCCAGGCACAGCAGCUGCUCCUCUCCCCACCCAACGAACCAGGGGCCUUCCUCAUCCGGCCCAGCGAGAGCAGCCUCGGGGGCUACUCACUGUCAGUCCGGGCCCAGGCCAAGGUCUGCCACUACCGGGUCUCCAUGGCAGCUGAUGGCAGCCUCUACCUGCAGAAGGGACGGCUCUUUCCCGGCCUGGAGGAGCUGCUCACCUACUACAAGGCCAACUGGAAGCUGAUCCAGAACCCCCUGCUGCAGCCCUGCAUGCCCCAGAAGGCCCCGCGGCAGGACGUGUGGGAGCGGCCACACUCCGAAUUCGCCCUUGGGAGGAAGCUGGGUGAAGGCUACUUUGGGGAGGUGUGGGAAGGCCUGUGGCUGGGCUCCCUGCCCGUGGCAAUCAAGGUCAUCAAGUCAGCCAACAUGAAGCUCACUGACCUCGCCAAGGAGAUCCAGACGCUGAAGGGCCUGCGGCACGAGCGGCUCAUCCGGCUGCACGCAGUGUGCUCGGGCGGGGAGCCUGUGUACAUCGUCACGGAACUCAUGCGAAAGGGGAACCUGCAGGCCUUCCUGGGCAGCCCCGAGGGCCGGGCCCUGCGUCUGCCGCCACUCCUGGGCUUUGCCUGCCAGGUGGCUGAGGGCAUGAGCUACCUGGAGGAGCAGCGCGUUGUGCACCGGGACUUGGCCGCCAGGAACGUGCUCGUGGACGACGGCCUGGCCUGCAAGGUGGCUGACUUUGGCCUGGCCCGGCUGCUCAAGGACAACAUCUACUCCCCGAGCAGCAGCUCCGAGAUCCCGGUCAAGUGGACAGCGCCUGAGGCGGCCAAUUAUCAUGUCUUCUCCCAGAAGUCAGACGUCUGGUCCUUCGGCGUCCUGCUGUACGAGGUUUUCACCUAUGGCCAGUGUCCCUACGAAGGGAUGACCAACCACGAGACGCUGCAGCAGAUCAUGCGAGGGUACCGGCUGCCGCGCCCGGCUGCCUGCCCGGCGGAGGUCUACGUGCUCAUGCUGGAGUGCUGGAGGAGCAGCCCCGAGGAACGGCCCUCCUUCGCCACGCUGCGGGAGAAGCUGCACGCCAUCCACAGAUGCCACCCCCGAGUCCUCACGUGA
Gorilla gorilla gorilla (western lowland gorilla) is the source of this 1737-nucleotide messenger RNA. It is a transcript of the gene SRMS, whose product is annotated as src-related kinase lacking C-terminal regulatory tyrosine and N-terminal myristylation sites. Gene Ontology annotation, molecular function: protein binding; ATP binding; protein tyrosine kinase activity. Gene Ontology annotation, biological process: protein phosphorylation. The transcript has 8 exons. NCBI's taxonomy places the organism in Eukaryota, Metazoa, Chordata, Mammalia, Primates, Hominidae. The record is from RefSeq and is a predicted model, not a curated record. The coding region runs from base 259 to 1737 and encodes 492 amino acids.